This is a messenger RNA of Hordeum vulgare subsp. vulgare (domesticated barley), 903 nucleotides long. RefSeq lists its product as uncharacterized. The record is from RefSeq and is a predicted model, not a curated record. The coding region runs from base 64 to 672 and encodes 202 amino acids. The transcript has 3 exons. Lineage: Eukaryota; Viridiplantae; Streptophyta; Magnoliopsida; Poales; Poaceae.
GCCAUCUCUCUCUCCACGCUCUCUGAAACCGUAAGUCUCCCUUGAUCCACAUCUCCCUCCCAGAUGUCGAUCCGCCGCAUGCAACAACCCCCCACCCAUCCACCCACCACCACCCAUGGAGAUGGAGAUGCGGGCGAGCAGCAGCAAGCGCGCGUCCGACGGUGGCAUUCACCCCCUCACCCUCUCUCCCCGCUCCUAUGGCCAUCUCGCACGCCGAACCCUACCGCAUCCUUCCCCCCUCCCCCUCCCUGCGAUGGACGCCGCCACCCCAUCCAAGAAGCCCCGGACGGUGGCCGCCAGUGCCCGGUCGCCGUGGAAGGUGAAGACGUCCGUCAUCUCGUCGGUCGGCCAGUUCGCCACGUCGGAGAAGAGAAGAUGGUGGCUGCGGUCGCGUCGGAUCUGGUCACGCCAGAGAAGACAGAGCCGCGGCCGCUGCUGCGGAGGGCGGCGCUCGAGCUGCAUCGCGCCGGCAGGGGCCCCGCAGCGGAGGUUGAUGCCGGGGUGGACGCGCUCGAGUCUGUUGAAAGGGAGCUCGGCGUGGGCGCUGGCGCCUACCGCAGACCCGUCAAGCGUAGGCCCGAGUUCAAGCUGCCGGAGAGCUAUGAGAUUCUUAUGAGAUUCUGUGCGAGUUCGUCAACUGCUUUGAGAGCUCCACCCGGCUCCUCCGCAUGAAGGGAUCCAAGGCAACAUUCCCCAACAUCUGCGCUAGCAUUCAGAACUUGGCUAGGAGGAGGUUUACCUAUGGCCAUCUCGUACAGCUCAAGUACAUUAUGCCCGAGGCUAUGGUACACCGUGUUCAUGCUAGUAUUGAUGUGAACAGUCUUGGCACAUAUUAUAUUGGUAGGUGAUACGUCUCAAAUGUAUCUAUAAUUUUUGAUGGUUUCAUGCUGUUAUCUUGUCAUC